Molecule: messenger RNA, 1434 nt
Organism: Aspergillus clavatus NRRL 1
Lineage: Eukaryota; Fungi; Ascomycota; Eurotiomycetes; Eurotiales; Aspergillaceae
Product: serine incorporator domain-containing protein
Exons: 4
Coding region: 1-1434 (477 amino acids)
Cellular component (GO): membrane
Source: RefSeq, a predicted model, not a curated record
AUGGGCGCUCUAUUGUCACUGCCCCUUCUGGCCAUCCCCAGCGUCAGUACGCUCAUUACUGUCGCAACCUCAUGUUGUGGAGCGGCCACUUGCUCGGCAGUAUGUGGUGCUUGUGGGAAAUUCCAGAACAGUCUGGUUACGAGAAUCGCCUAUGCCUUCAUUCUUCUCAUCAACUCGAUCAUUUCUUGGAUUAUGCUCACACCAUGGGCGCUUAAAAAGCUGGAACAUAUGACGAUGGACUACAUGACAAUCCGAUGCGAUGGGAAAGAGUGUCAUGGCUGGGUCGCAGUCCAUCGAAUCAACUUCGGUCUCGGUCUAUUCCAUUUGAUUCUCGCCUUCAUGCUAGUUGGCGUGCGGUCAUCGAAGAAUGGUCGUGCAGUUAUACAGAAUGGGUUCUGGGGUCCCAAGAUCAUCCUGUGGAUCGCCCUCGUGGUCAUGUCGUUCUUCAUCCCGGAGUCUUUCUUUUUGUUCUAUGGACACUAUAUUGCCUUCGUCUGUGCAAUGCUCUUCUUGCUUCUCGGCCUAAUUCUCCUCGUGGAUCUGGCCCACUCCUGGGCCGAGAUCUGUCUGCAAAAGAUUGAGGACCGUGAUUCGCGAUUGUGGCGUGGAUUGCUUAUCGGCUCGACUCUGGGAAUGUACAUUGCAUCGAUCGCGAUGACGGUUCUGAUGUAUGUGUUUUUCGCGCGUCAACACUGUACUAUGAACCAAGCCGUCAUCUCGAUUAACCUCGCCCUGUUCCUCGUCAUCUCAAUUGUCUCUGUCCAGCCCGCGGUGCAGGAGUCAAAUCCCCGAGCAGGGCUAGCGCAGGCGGCUAUGGUAACGGCAUACUGCACGUAUUUGACUAUGUCCGCAGUAUCUAUGGAACCUGACGACCGCCAAUGCAAUCCUUUGAUCCGUUCGCGGGGCACGAGAACAGCCACUAUUAUCCUGGGUGCCAUCGCCACGAUGGUGACUAUCGCUUACACCACUACUCGUGCUGCCACCCAGAGUCUAAUGCUGGGAUCCCAAGCUGGUCACGGUCAGUACGUCCAGUUGGGUACGGAUGACAACGAGCAUGGACUGGUCACUCAGCAGCCCAGUCGCCGUGAGAUGCGUGCGGAAGCUCUUCGUGCGGCAGUUGAAAACGGCAGUUUGCCAGCCAGUGCAUUGGACGAUAGCGACGACGAGUCCGAUGACUAUGACAACAAGGACGACGAGCGGGGCUCGACACAGUAUAAUUACUCAUUGUUCCACAUUAUCUUUUUCCUGGCGACAACCUGGGUUGCCACCCUGCUUACCCAGCAUCUGGAUCCUGAGACUACCGACUUUGCGCCAGUGGGCAGGACGUAUUGGGCUAGUUGGGUCAAGAUCAUCUGCGCUUGGGUGUGCUAUGCCAUCUAUUUAUGGAGCUUGAUCGCCCCAGUCGUUCUUCCGGAUCGGUUCGGGAUGUACUAG